AUGCGUGUCACAAUGGUAGAUUUUGAUUGGUGUAUAUUCCCUUUGGCCCGUCCACUUCUGCGGGCGGGAAGUAGCCCGGGAUUCGGCCAGUUAACCUGUGGGGCGGGGAGGGGGGCGGAGAGAUGGCAUGGAGAGUCCAUAAUGUGUUUUGAAUGUGACAUCUACCAUCUUGGGUUAUGCUAUAGAGGCAUGAAGUUCUGCGACCUGAAGUAUAAACAGUCGUGUGCUGUGGAGAAUAUUUACAUACUUACAGUAAGAGGGCGGAGUAUGUACCAUUUUUCAAAAUUGUCAUGUAUGACAAACUGUGAGGACAUGAACUUUUUAAAUUUUAACAAGAGGACAGAAGUCAUCUGUUGCAAACAUGAAAACUAUUGCAACCUUCCUGAUGGAGUUUAA
Suncus etruscus (white-toothed pygmy shrew) is the source of this 396-nucleotide messenger RNA. It is a transcript of the gene PATE2, whose product is annotated as prostate and testis expressed 2. Bases 1 to 396 code for a protein of 131 amino acids. The transcript is spliced from 3 exons. Lineage: Eukaryota; Metazoa; Chordata; Mammalia; Eulipotyphla; Soricidae. The record is from RefSeq and is a predicted model, not a curated record.